UCUAACUGAAGCAUUAGCACUUCCUGAGUUUGUACCAGCCAGUUGGCCUUCAGACUUCAACUGGGACAUUCGCUCUGCAGAUUUGGACUUCGCCUGUAAACUUAUAAGGUGAAUAAGAGCCAUCCUAGUCUCCAUUCCUUUAUCAGAUUGAAAUAGCAUGCUGAAAGUUUCCCAUUGUCAUCUACAGAGCCAAAAUGAAGGGAAUACCUGAACAUCAUCUGUCCAGAAUGCCAGACAACACUGCCAUGAAGCAGCAAAAUUUGCCUGCCUAUCAACUACGUUUCUCAGCUACGGUAGUCCUGUCUAUUUUUUUUGGCACAGGAGUAUUCUGCCUUUGCAUGGGUGUCAUCCUUAUAUUGUCUGUGAAGAGCACCAAGAAAAUAGAGAUUAAUUACACAAAAAUAUGCUCAAAUUGUGCUCAAUUGCGGGAAAAUGCCUUUAACUUUGACAAAGAAUGCAUCUGCUCUAUACCCUUUUACCUUCCAGAGAAAAUGGAGGGUAAUGUUUAUAUGUACUACAAAUUGUCUGGCUUCUAUCAGAAUCUCUAUCGAUAUAUUCAAUCCAGAAGUAAUAAUCAACUGGUGGGUGAGGCUUUGAGGGAUGUUGAGGAUUGUGCUCCAUUCAAAGUGUCUCACCAUGGUACUCCCAUUGUUCCUUGUGGUGCUAUUGCCAACAGCAUGUUCAAUGAUACCAUAAUUCUUUCAUACAAACUUAAUUCAUCUAUGCAUAUUACAGUCCCAAUGCUAAAGAAUGGACUUACAUGGUGGACAGAUAAGUAUGUCAAAUUUCAGAAUCCAAGUUUCAAUAAUUUUUCUAGCAAAUUUGCAGGAAGCACAAAGCCCCCAUACUGGCCUAAACCAAUCUAUGAUCUGGAUAGAAACAAUGUAGAAAACAAUGGCUUCCUCAAUGAUGACUUCAUUGUCUGGAUGCGGACAGCUGCCUUUCCCACAUUCAAAAAACUGUACCGUAGACUCUAUCGAAUUCACUAUUUUACUGAAGGUUUGCCUGCUGGUAAUUACAGUUUCAAUAUAUCCUAUAAUUUUCCAGUAACAAGGUUCCAUGGAGAAAAAUCCGUUGUUCUUUCCACCCUGACAUGGUGUGGAGGUGGUGGCUUUUUCUUAGGAGUUGCCUACACAGUGACAGGAGCACUGACAUGGUUGGCCUCCUUUGCCUUAAUGGCAGUUCACUUGAUGUGGAAAAAAAAGAAAAUCGCCUACCAAAAGAAAAGUUAUGCUUUAAGAAGAAAAACGGAAAACAGAAAUGGACAAUGAAGUAACAGGCAAAGAAUUUCUGACGUGGCUUGAAAUGACUGAGAUAUUUCAAGGAGGGGAACUGGAUUGACUGAACAAAUACAAUCCCAGAAAAAUAAACAAUGAGAAUUUCAGAGGUGGGGAGGGCUGAAAGUAGAAGAGGAAUAGAAGGUGGGAGGACGAGAAGGAGAAGGAAUAUUUGUAUGUAGUAAAAUGUUCUUGGAAAGGAAACAAUAAAUCAUCCUGAGUUCUAAA
Fukomys damarensis (Damara mole-rat) is the source of this 1505-nucleotide messenger RNA. Its product is annotated as cell cycle control protein 50C. Gene Ontology annotation, cellular component: Golgi apparatus; plasma membrane; endoplasmic reticulum. NCBI's taxonomy places the organism in Eukaryota, Metazoa, Chordata, Mammalia, Rodentia, Bathyergidae. The record is from RefSeq and is a predicted model, not a curated record. The transcript has 9 exons. The coding region runs from base 195 to 1271 and encodes 358 amino acids. Gene Ontology annotation, biological process: phospholipid translocation.